UCUCAAAUCUGUAAUGCAAAUAUUGUGGUAUUUCCCAGCACUGGUACGAUACGUAUGUGUGUGUGUCGCUGACUGAUUUUUGACAAAUGAUUGCAAUGGAUGAGCAGCGCAGCGAUAAAAUCUAUGGCGGUUGCGAGGGACCGGACGCCAUGUAUGUUAAACUAAUAUCGUCCGACGGCCAUGAGUUCAUUGUAAAACGCGAACACGCUCUCACCUCUGGUACAAUCAAGGCUAUGUUAUCCGGCCCAGGACAAUUCGCCGAAAACGAGGCUAACGAAGUGCAUUUCCGGGAAAUUCCGUCACACGUUUUACAAAAGGUCUGCAUGUAUUUUACUUAUAAAGUUCGUUACACCAACAGUUCAACCGAAAUACCCGAAUUUCCCAUUGCACCCGAGAUUGCUUUAGAGCUUCUGAUGGCAGCUAACUUCCUAGAUUGCUAAACUAUUGGUUAACCUUAUGAUUAAAGAACAAUUAAAGAAAGAACUUUGAAUAAAGCUGAUUAAUAUGCC
Messenger RNA from Scaptodrosophila lebanonensis, 509 nucleotides. It is a transcript of the gene EloC, whose product is annotated as elongin-C. Gene Ontology annotation, cellular component: elongin complex. The record is from RefSeq and is a predicted model, not a curated record. The coding region runs from base 87 to 440 and encodes 117 amino acids. Gene Ontology annotation, molecular function: protein-macromolecule adaptor activity. The transcript is spliced from 3 exons. Gene Ontology annotation, biological process: ubiquitin-dependent protein catabolic process. Lineage: Eukaryota; Metazoa; Arthropoda; Insecta; Diptera; Drosophilidae.